Pestalotiopsis fici W106-1 is the source of this 510-nucleotide messenger RNA. RefSeq lists its product as uncharacterized. NCBI's taxonomy places the organism in Eukaryota, Fungi, Ascomycota, Sordariomycetes, Amphisphaeriales, Sporocadaceae. The coding region runs from base 1 to 510 and encodes 169 amino acids. The record is from RefSeq and is a predicted model, not a curated record. The transcript has a single exon.
AUGUCUCCCACAUCCUCUCGUACCUUUUCCACGCCCUCGAGCGAUCCGCCCAAGCACGAAAUGCAGCACUUCCCCGACAUGCUCUCGGCGCUGCCCUCACAAUCGGGGGAAUUCCGCCGCGUGCUGUGGACAGGCCUGUACUCGCAGCUCGUGCUCAUGACGAUUCCCGUCGGCGGCGACAUUGGCGAGGAAAUACACACGGUGGACCAGAUCCUGACCUUCACCUCGGGGACGGCGCUGGCGCAGGUCGGCGGAGCGGAAAAGGACGUCAAGGCCGGCGACCUGGUCGUCGUGCCCGCGGGCACCAAGCACCAGUUUAUCAAUACCGGACCCACGCCGCUCCUGCUGUAUACCGUCUACAGCCCCGCCGAGCACAAGCCUACUUCGGUGCACGAGACCAAGGAGCAAGGGGACCAGGAGGAGGAAGACGGUAUUGAUGUUGCGCCCGAUUGGAGUCAAAGGAGUAAGGCGCAGAAUGAAAAGGAGGGUUGGGUCAAGGCAGAGGAAUAG